Adineta ricciae is the source of this 663-nucleotide messenger RNA. The record is from the annotation of a GenBank genome assembly. Lineage: Eukaryota; Metazoa; Rotifera; Eurotatoria; Adinetida; Adinetidae.
AUGUCAUCUGAAGAAAUCGACACGGACAACAGCGAAAACUCACGCAGUGAUUCAAACUCCAAAGAAGAAUUUUCCGAUAAUGAAUUAGAUUCACAAGUAUGGAAUGAAAUAGAUUCAGAAUCGGAUGGUGAAUUUCAAGAAGACUAUGGGAUCGUCGAUGAAGUAAAUCCACCUUCGCAAGAUAAUACAAUCUAUCCUAUUGAUUGUUAUCGCCAUUUCAUUACUGAUGAAAUGAUUAGCCUGAUGGUUCACGAAACUAAUCGGUAUGCACAACAACACUUACAAGCUCAAGAACUUACCCAACGAUCAAAAACUCUUCAAUGGAAACCAAUUACUCAUGAAGAAAUGUUAAAAUUCUUGGGAAUUAUCAUCGAAAUGGGUUUGAUACAAAUGCCAAACGUGGACUAUUACUGGAGAAAAAGUAAGUUAUAUGGGUCCGAAGUUAUUCAAAAUACCAUGUCAAGAGACAAAUUUGAAUUAAUUCUCAAAUUUUAUCAUUUUUCGAACAAUGAGGAGCAACAUGAAGAUGACGACAAAUUGUUCAAGCUGAAACCACUUCUCGACCUGCUGCAACUGAGAUUUAUGUCAGUUUACGUUCCAGGCUCAAUUAUUUCUAUUGAUGAAACAAUGGUCCCAUGGAAAGGUAGACUUCUCUUCAAAUAA